GGCAUCUUGGAGAGCACCUCAAUCUGGGCCUAGUGUCUCUCCCGCCGGGUGUGCAUGUGAGACGCGCGAGACGCGAGGUGUUUGUGUAGCGUGCCGCCCACCCCGCCGCCGCCGCCGCUAUGGAGACGAGCCGAGCGUGGAGGUUCUCGACGUGCCUCUUGUUGGGAUUACUUCUUCUCGCCACUACCUUGCAGAAUGUGCAAGGAGAGGAAGAGUCGGAGGCUCCUUCGCAAUGCAAGCCUUUCAUCGAGAAAGCGUUGAAGGAGCAGCAGAAGGAGGACGUGCCACCCGACCAAGAAGGCGCGAUAGUAGCAGACGACUCCGAAUACGACGCGAAUGCCGGAGAACUCGAGCCCGACACAGGCGACAAUGCCAUCACCGACAGCACUGAGACUCAACAGCUCGAUGAAACCGGAGUUUCAGUCGAAACCGACCAAACUGAACAAUCUGAACAAACGGAAGGAACUGAAGCUGCAAGUGUGGAGCAGCAGGACGAAACAAACAUCGAGAUUCAAAAUGAAGUAGUAGAAGAGUCUGAAACUGAAACUACUGAAACUACUGAUGCAGAAGGCGCGUCGGUUGAAGAAAUGCAAGCGGAUCAACCUUCAGACGCUCAAGAAUCUGCCGAAGAACCACCGGCGGCCGAGGAAGACAUUCAAGAGCAAUCAGUUGAAAUUGAGGGCAAUACUGUUGAAGACAACGCAGCUGCUAGCACGGAGGAUGUUGUAGAGCCAUCUGCAGAAACGAAUGAAGCAGAAGACGUAAUAUCUCAAGAAGGUGAGGCGGAAACUGACUUAGAAUCAGUUGAAGCAACAACUCAAGAAACUCAAGCUGAAUCCACCGAAACACAAGAGCAAACAGAAUCAAUUGAAGAGCCAGCUGAAGCCAGUGAUUCCACUGUGGAAGGUGAAGGUGAUGCUGUUGAAUCAGUUGAAACGACGACUGAAGCUGAUGAAGAACCAGCUGCAUCAGUUGAAACUGAAGCUGAACCUGAAGUUCAGGAAACUGAAACAGAGAGCGUUGAAGCAGUAGAUGGUGAGUCUGUCGAAAGUGUGGCUGAAGAAACUGAUAAAAUUGAAGAUGGAAAAUCCGCAGAAACAGAAAGCGAGCCUGCCAGUGAACAAGAAGCACAAGCUGCGACAUCAGUUGAGGAAACCGCGGAGGAAAAGGAAAUUGUAAAAGAACAAGAAGAGCAGCCUGAAGCUACAUCCCAGGAAACAGAAUCCGUCAAAGAGAGUGGUGAGUCAGUACCAUCCGCUGAAGAAAGUGAACCAGAAGUGCAACCUGAAAGUGCUGAGGCCAAAGAAGUAGAUGAGAAACCCACCGAGAAAGAGGAAACAGUCGACUCAGAGGCAGUACAAGAACCAGAACCUAGCGCAGCAGAGGAAAAAGAAACAUCCGAAGUAGAAGAAUCGAAAGAAGCCGCUCCCGAAGAAGACUUAACAUUAGAUAUUGAGAUUCCCGAUAAUUUGCGUCCUCGUGACCACAUUGAUCAAUUGCUCAAGUUGGACGAUUCGAACGAUAAGGGAGAAGCAAUCGUCAACAAAAUUAACGAAGUGACAUUGAAAGAUCUGAAAAGACUGUACGAGAACGCGAUUAAACCGUUGGAAACUUUAUAUAAAUACAGGGACUUAAGCAAUAGACAUUUUGGUGACUCUGAAAUUUUUUCCAAGCCAUUGGUGGUGUUCAUGGGCCCCUGGAGCGGUGGAAAAUCAUCAAUUGUCAAUUAUUUGCUAGAUAACGAAUAUAAUGCCACUUCACUACGAACCGGUGCGGAACCAUCACCUGCUUACUUUAACCUGGUGAUGCACGGUAAAGAACCCGAGGUUUUGGAUGGAACGCAACUUGCAGCGGACUUUACCUUUGCUGGCUUGCAGAAGUUUGGCCAAGGUUUGGAAGAACGACUCAGAGGCCUAAAGCUUCCCAACAAACUCUUAGAAAAGAUCAACAUUGUUGAGAUUCCGGGAAUUCUCGAAGUGCGCAAGCAGGUGUCGCGCGUGUUUCCUUUCAACGACGCUUGCCAAUGGUUCAUCGACAGGGCGGAUAUCAUCUUCCUCGUCUACGAUCCCAGUAAACUAGACGUUGGACCAGAAACCGAGGCAAUUUUGGACCAGUUGAAGGGCAGAGAGCAUCAGACGCGCAUCGUUUUAAAUAAAGCCGAUCAAGUCAAGCCCGAGGAACUGAUGCGUGUUCAAAGCGCGCUGAUCUGGAACAUCUCGCCGCUAAUGUCAUCCGCUCAGCCGCCCGUCAUGUACACCACGUCGUUAUGGUCGCGCCCCUAUGAGACAUGGGCACCCGUCCGCCUCCUGCAGGCGCAAGAGCGCGCUUUCCUCCGUGACCUGCGCUCCGCCGUCGACAAGCGGAUCGAAAACAAGAUUUCCAGUGCGCGAAGAUUCGCGGUGCGCGUACGCAACCACGCCAAGAUGGUAGACUGCUACCUGACCACCUACUACAACCACAAAUCCGUCUUCGGCAACAAGAAGCAGGUCGCCGAACAAAUCAUCGAACAUCCCCAGGAUUACCACAUCUACGAGGGCCUCUCUACCCUGACCAACAUAUCCCGCUACGAUCUUCCCGACCCCGACGUGUAUCGCGACUUUUUCCGCUUGAAUCCAGUCUAUGACUUCCAGCAACUGUCCGCCACCUGCACCUAUUUCCGCGGCUGCCCCAUCAACAAGCUGGACGUCGCCAUCGCCUACGACUUGCCCGAACUGGUCGGCAAACACAAGAAACUCGUCGAGGGGGCUCUCGCCAACCUCAAACCCGACAACAGUUGAUGUGCGCAAAUGGCACAAUUGGACCAAUAAGCUCAAGAUGCUUAUAAUAUCAUUUGGUGUUCAAUCACAAACCUCGAUUUGAUCAUAAUUUAUUUAUUCCAUGCCUCUCACUCACACACACACACACCCACACGACAUACAUACACUUACCCACCGCCACUUGAAUAUAAAUAAACGGUGUUAAGUAUACGAAUCGAUCGUAUGAAUUGUAUUAGUUUAUAAUUUCUAGUUUUAAAAACGGUGCUGUGCACAUAUGGCUUUGGUACUCCUCUGAUUUUCGUUUGUCUGUAAAAUAUUCUGUGUUUGUUGUCAAACACGAACGAGUGAAAUUUAUGGCAUUUACGAAUUUCCCGCAAUCGGAUUGUUUCUUAAGAAGGUCGCCGCCCGCUCACUGCUCACGACGCUAACGAUGAUGUACAAAUGUUUAUUGUAAAUACGCAUGACAAUUAUCCUUACUUAUAUACUGAUUGAUUGAUUGAUUGAUGGUUCACUUCGACGAACGCGCUAAGUAUAUUUAAUAUCAUGCAACGAUACACUCCCACACAUUUACACACAGCCAGAAAAAAACGUUCGACAUCGCAGAAAUAAACAGUUACAUUAUUUAGUUUUAGGUGUACGUAAUCCAUAUGCAAAAAGGAAUAAAAGAACUUGAAAGCG
Molecule: messenger RNA, 3434 nt
Organism: Dalotia coriaria
Lineage: Eukaryota; Metazoa; Arthropoda; Insecta; Coleoptera; Staphylinidae
Exons: 7
Coding region: 120-2777 (885 amino acids)
Molecular function (GO): GTP binding
Source: RefSeq, a predicted model, not a curated record